This is a messenger RNA of Ilex paraguariensis (yerba mate), 536 nucleotides long. The record is from the annotation of a GenBank genome assembly. NCBI's taxonomy places the organism in Eukaryota, Viridiplantae, Streptophyta, Magnoliopsida, Aquifoliales, Aquifoliaceae.
AUGAUGCAGAACUUGGAAAGAGCAUACAAACUGUCCUUUAGAGCUCCAUGUCAAAAUUUUGCAGUGAGGUCUCGCAUAUGUCAUGGCCAAAAUGUUACACUGCCAAAUAGUUCAGGUGCUCCUGGACCUUCUGAAGCUCUGCAUCCCCAGCAGCAAUCUCCACAAGUGGUAGCACAACCACAUACCUCUGGUGCAUCCAGACCUGCUAUAUCUCCUCAUGACCAGGAGCAGUCCCCCCAUGGAGUCUCGCCAUCCAUUAGUGCAGGUACAUCUGGACCUGCGGUAACUCCACAUCUUGGGCAGCAAUCUCCGCAAAGUCAUUGAAACAUGUAUGUUUGCAAUCCUGUUAGUUUAUUGUUUGAGUAGUUACCUAAUCCUAUCACGAAUUAGUUAUAUUAUUGUUGCUUCAGCUUAAGAAUCCCUAGAAGGAAAUAUAACAUUUUGAUUGAUAUGUAAUUCAAAUGAAACACUUUCAACAACUAUGAGCUACAUACUUGAUUAUAACUAAUCUGAUUUUCUGAGAUGGGUAUUUUUAG